Messenger RNA from Trypanosoma theileri, 756 nucleotides. RefSeq names its product surface protease GP63. The transcript has a single exon. Gene Ontology annotation, molecular function: metalloendopeptidase activity. The record is from RefSeq and is a predicted model, not a curated record. Bases 1 to 756 code for a protein of 251 amino acids. Gene Ontology annotation, cellular component: membrane. Gene Ontology annotation, biological process: cell adhesion; proteolysis. NCBI's taxonomy places the organism in Eukaryota, Euglenozoa, Kinetoplastea, Trypanosomatida, Trypanosomatidae.
AUGGCGGCUUUCGAUGACAUGAAGUAUUAUUCUGCCAACUGGGGAAUGGAGGAGCCGAUGAGUUGGGGCAACAAGUCUGGAUGUGAUUUUAUUCAAAAGGGUUGCCUCACAGAAAACGGCGUCUCGAAUUAUCCCAAUGCAUUCUGUACUGGAGAAGAAAAGAUACGGUGUUCAACUGAUCAUUUUGGAUUUGCGUUUUGCGCCAAUGAGAGUGACAUUGGUAGAGAAAAUGCUGAUUCAACAGGAUCUUGUCCCGUUCUUGUUUCACCUCUUUCUGUUCGUAGCGAUGGAUCUCUUCGUUCUCGUGCCUGUCCUGACCUUGGAGAUGCUGACUUUCCUGGAUUUUUGACGGGCGAGAACUCGAUGUGCUUGACUACAGAGGAUUAUGAGAUAGUGAAGAACGAUGAUGCCAUUAAACUGAGCGGAGUGUGUGCAGAGGUGUUGUGUGAUGAAAGCAAUCGUAAAGUGAAGGUGAGGUACAGUGACUUAUCGGAAUUCCAAGAAUGUCCUGAAGGAGGUACAAUCACAGUAAGCUCUUCUUCUGCUUCAUUGAAUUUCACCACAAUCCACUGUCCCAAUUACACUGAAGUGUGCACCAUUGCCCCCAACGGCAGCAGUCUUCUUCCACUUGUCAAACCACCUGAUCCGACACCCCCUGGUGGUGGUGGUGGUCAUGGUGAUGGUUGUGCCACUGCUGCCCCCAUCGCUUUGUCAGCUAUUGCCCUCAUGGUUAUCACGCUAAUGCUAUUACCGUAA